CCGCCCGCCAUUGUGGGCUGCCGCGCCUGCGGCCGGGGCGGCGGCGCGGAGCGCAGCGGUCCGUCCCGUCCCUGAGUCCGGGGCAGGAGGAGGGGCCGGCAUGGAGGGCGACGGGACAGAGCCGGAGGUUGCUACCAAAAGUAUUGAAAGAGAACUCAUCUGCCCAGCAUGCAAGGAGUUGUUCACCCACCCGCUGAUCCUUCCUUGUCAACACAACUUGUGUCACAAAUGUGUGAAAGAUAUACUAUUCACAGUUGAAGACUCAUUUGCUGAUGCAGGUUCUGAAUCCUCAAAUCAGAGCAGCCCGCGGUUCCGAAUCUCUUCUGCUAGCAUGGACAAGAUUGACAGAAUUAGUAGAUCAGGCAGAAAACACAACUCUUUGACUCCUAGAACAACUAUGUUUCCUUGUCCUGGCUGCCUGCAUGAUAUUGAUCUUGGAGAACGUGGUGUCAAUGGCUUAUUUCGAAAUUUCACUUUGGAAACAAUUGUGGAGCGACACCGACAGGCAGCCAGGGCAGCCAUAGCUAUUAUGUGUGACUUCUGCAAACCUCCACCUCAAGAAUCCACAAAGAGCUGCAUGGACUGCAGUGCAAGCUAUUGCAAUGAAUGUUUCAAGGUGCACCAUCCCUGGGGAACUGUAAAAGCUCAGCAUGAGUACGUUGGACCAACCACUAACACCAGACUUAAAGUUCUGAUGUGUCCAGAACAUGAAAUGGAGAAAGUGAACAUGUACUGUGAAAUCUGCAGAAGGCCUGUCUGCCAUCUCUGUAAACUGGGUGGAUCUCAUGCAAACCACAGGAUAACAGCAAUGAGCACUGCCUAUAAAACUCUGAAGGAGAAGCUUUCAAAAGAUAUAGAGUAUCUCAUCAGUAAGGAGAGCCAAGUAAAAGCUCACAUCUCACAGCUGGGUCUUCUGCUGAAAGAAACAGAGUGCAAUGGGGAAAGAGCUAAAGAAGAAGCAUCUCAGAGUUUUGAGAAAUUAAUUAAUAUCCUGGAGGAGAAGAAGUCUGCAGCUCUUAGGGCAAUUGAAGUGUCUAAGAAUAUAAGGCUGGACAAAUUGCGAACCCAAGCAGAAGAAUAUCAAGGUCUCCUGGAAAACAAUGGCCUUGUAGGAUAUGCUCAAGAAGUGCUUAAAGAAACUGAUCAGUCCUGUUUUGUUCAAACAGCAAAACAACUUCACGUCAGAAUCCAAAAAGCUACUGAAUCUCUGAAGAGCUUCCGGCCAGCAGCUGAAAGCUCUUUUGAAGGUUUUGUGGUGGACACAACCAAGCAAGAAGUGAUCCUUGAUGACUUAUCCUUCUAUUCCAGUGGUCUGGAAGUACCAGAAAUCAAUGAGGAGCAAUGCAGAAUGUAUAACAAAGCUGUGAUCAGCUGGGAGUCCUCCAAGAAGACAGACUCUGCUGAAAUGUACGUUCUUCAGUAUCGCAAGCUUAGUAGAGAAGAGGAGAGUGUGAUGUGGCAGGAGGUUGAAGUUUGCAGCAAGAGCAAAGUCAUACCUGAUCUUGAUGAAGACAGUAGCUACGCCUUUAGAGUUCGAGGAUACAAAGGGUCCAUGUGUAGCUCGUGGAGCAAAGAAGUUAUUUUGCGUACACCUCCUGCUCCAGUUCUUAGCUUUCUUUUUGAUGACAAAUGCGGGUACAACAGUGAACGUCUCCUGCUGAACCCAGAAAGAACGUCUGUGGAAAGCAGGGCUGGAUUUCCUUUACUGCUAAGAGCUGAACGCAUGCAGUUCGGAUGCUACACAACCCUGAAUUACAUCAUUGGUGACACUGGUAUUGCCAAAGGGAAGCACUUCUGGGCUUUUCAUGUGGAGGCUUAUUCUUACCUGGUAAAAGUGGGAGUUGUUUCUAGCACCAGGAUACAGAAAUUUUUCCACAAUACACAUGAUGUGACAAGCCCAAGAUCUGAACAAGACAGUGGUCAUGACAGUGGCAGUGAAGAUGCCUGUUUGGAUUCAUCACAGCCUUUCACACUGGUCACUGUGGGCAUGAAGAAGUUUUUCAUCCCCAAGGCAGCUGCUGACCCGAAGGAAGCUGCUGACCCCAAGGAUGCAGCAAGAAUCCUUCCCCUGCCCUCCUGCAUGGGGAUCUGCCUUGACUGUGACAAUGGCAAGGUGGGCUUUUAUGAUGCCAGCCACAUGAAAUGCCUGUACGAGUGCGAGGUGGAAUGCUCAGGCAUAAUGUACCCAACAUUUGCCUUAAUGGGUGGUGCAGCAGUUCAUCUCAAGGAAGCCAUCCCAGCAAAGUACGUGGAAUACCAAGAUGACCUGUAGGUUAGUGCUCUACUGUUGCUGUUCUGAAAUUAAAAAUAAGAGCAGGAGCAUUUCACCUUUGUUUUCAGUCCUGAUUCAAAUACAGUAUACCUAAGAGCUGUACACGAGACUUUGGGUCACACUUCUGUGUUGCUUUGUUUGUUUGUUUGUUUGUUUGUUUGUUUGAGUAGUUCAGACAUUUCCAACAAAAGGAAAUGUUCUUCCAGGAACUCUCCUGCCUUUCUUGUGAUCUGUGUGAUGAUGAUCUCCACAAACCUUCCUCCUAGGGAAGGUGGGAAGGAAGUUUGACUAACAACCAAAAUUACUUUUCAGGGAUAGAAAUCUGCCUUUUAUGUAACAUAGAUUCUCAUAUAGUCAGUUUUGAGUUUAACAGACCAAACUGACAGGAUAUGAUUGCCAUUAUUCUUUGAGAUACCUGUCUUCAUGCAUCUGCAGGAUCAAAAUUGCACUAAUAGAAUAAAAAGCAGUGAGAAAUGAAAACUGCAGGUGAACAUUUAGGCUGUGUUUGGAAGGAGGAGGUUAAACUAGAAACUUAAUUUCAUAUAAGUGUAAUGUAACUGUAAGCUGAAAGUAGUUCUAACACCUGAUGUAGAGUUGAUGGUAUAAUUGUAAGUUCAUGACCUGUUCCAGGCUUUUAGUGUAGACAUAAAAUAUAUAAAGUGCAAUUUGACCCUAAAUGUCAGACUUCCAAGUCUGAUAUCUGAAGUUUUUGCAUGUAUGAGUAGCAAGCAGUACCUGGUUUUAGGCAAAAGUAAAUAAGUACUUAUUUUGUAAGAUAAGUACAAAGUUUUUAGUAAGAAUGAUAAAAUCAUUAGUAAGAAUGAUAAAACUGAAUCACUGAUUCAGUUUUGAGACUCAAUUUCUGCCUUACAAGGCAUCUCUGUUCAGAUUUCUGUUCCGCUCAUGUUAAACACUGUAACAUGUUGUAGUGCUUGCAUCUGUUUGGAAGAAAUUUACACAAGCAGAAAUCAAACGUUUGAGUACUUCUACUGUUAAUUUUAAUUACUGAAAAACAAGGUUCUGAAGUGAAGGACGUUUCUAAAAUACACUCAAUUUUUUAUGAAUUUGGGGAUAUAAUGUUGCAUCUUGAUGAAUGUGAAGUAUGUUUACUAAAUACCUGUGUAUAGCUGUAGAGCAGUGAAUGACCUGAAAAUUGCAGGUGGGCACCACUGGUGGUGGAUUGACCACUUGCCUUGGUCUUAGAGGUCUUUUCCAAAUGUUACGAUUCUUUGGUCCUCUUAUCUUAUGAGACUGGCUCUCUAGCUGUGAAGGAUGAUGAAAGAUCUGGGAUUUGCUUCUUUCUUUAAUCUUAAAACUUAUCUUUUUGGUCCAUACCAGAUAUUAAACUGAUCAAAGGACAAAUCUUCCAUAGAAUUUUCCACAUGAUCCUGAUGGUUAGCUCUGAACAAGCUGCACACGUACAAGGCUUCCCCAUCUGAUGUAUUAUUUUGCAUUUAAUAAGAUUGAGUCUGUUCUGCCAUCUUACCUAGUCACUUGGUACUGAGGCCUUCCUGCAUAGUAAACACAAGUCUUUACCUACUCUUGCAGCAGCUUCAGUUAUAAUGAGACAGAGCAGUUUUAUUCCCGCUGAUAAAAUGUACCAUUCCUUCAAUCUGUUUUUUGUUAUUCUGCCACUGGAAAUCCUUACAUUUUUGUAUGCUCUAUGGACUAGAUUACAAGUGCUCUUUGUUACUCAAGUUAUCAGUCAGACUCAGAAGUCAGGAUUCCCUUUUCUUUAGCUAUGGCUUAUCCCAGUGUGCAAUUUUCCUUCUUCCACUUAUCUACCAAAUAUCGGUUUAAAGCUACAGAUUGUAGAGUCGGAUUUCCUAGUCUGUUAUUCCCAGAUCAAAUCUCUUUCUACAGGUAAGUAUCUCAUUUUUUAAUUCUUCUGUUUUAGAAGUUGUUAUAAAUUACAGGUUUUAUGUCUCAGUUACCACUCUACAGUUCCACACUUACAUCUUUAGAAGCAUCUGGACCAAUAUGACCAGGCUUUAGCUUUUCAUUACUUUAUGAAAAUUGUCAUAAAAUAGCCACAGCAUCUUAAAUGUGAAGAUAAGUCAUUCUGAAGGACUAUCUUUUAAAAGAAGGGGGCAAAAAAAAGGUAGUGAUUUAAGAAAACAGAAGUAAAGGAAGAAGAAUUCAGUUUUUUUCCUACUAUAUCUUUGCCAUUCAUUGAAGAUGUGCUCUGCUAUGCAAUUACUUAUUCUACUGGACACAGGCUGGUAUUACUGAAAACACUUACCUGCCUUUUGGUAUGUCAGUUUGUAAGUAUCUCAUUCAUCAUUUUAAAAUUGGUAUGGCUUUUGGUGUAGAAUGCCUUGGAUGUAAGGGUUUUCAUCGCAGUGCUAUAUGGCGCUUGCUCCAGUUUAUUAAAUAGAAGCUGACUGUCAGAGGCAAAUGAUUUUUUCCACCUGUCAGAGAUACAGUUCAGUAGUACAUGCCUACACUGACACUUACUUUUCCAAAACAAUUUUCUUCCUACAAAACAGCACUUUACAAUGUGGACUAAGCUAAGAAUGGUGUGAUAUUGUGUGGAUCUCUGUGCAAUAUAGCUGUCUGGUGACUACUGUGUGAUUUGCAAAGCUCCAUUCAGGUGUGAAUCAUGUAGACCCUUUUUAAGUAUCUAAAGCUUUAACAAAAAGGCCUUAUUUAAAAAUACUCUGAAAUGUAAAUGUGAUGUCAGUUUUUUUCUUUUUUUCUAAAUAAAAGCUGAGAAUACUGUA
Molecule: messenger RNA, 4995 nt
Organism: Tympanuchus pallidicinctus (lesser prairie-chicken)
Lineage: Eukaryota; Metazoa; Chordata; Aves; Galliformes; Phasianidae
Gene: TRIM36
Product: tripartite motif containing 36
Exons: 10
Coding region: 101-2272 (723 amino acids)
Molecular function (GO): zinc ion binding; protein binding
Source: RefSeq, a predicted model, not a curated record